GCACUGGAAUGGCUGCCGAGGGUGGUGGUUGAGCCACCGUCUAUCGAGGUAUUUAAAAGACGGGUAGAUGAAUUGCUCAGGGAUAUGGUUUAGUACUGGACAGGUACGGUUGGACUCAAUGAUCUCAAAGGUCUUUUCCAACCAAGCAGUUCUAUGAUUAGGUUCGGGGAAACCUUAUAGCAGCCUUCCGGUACCUGAAGGGGGCUACAGGAAAGCUGGCGAGGAGGUUUUUACAAGGGCAUGUAGUGAUAGGAUGAGUGGGGAUUUAUUUUUUAGGGUAAAAAUCCACCUUUUUUAAACUCAGCAUUCCGCCUUUUAUCAGAAAUAGCUUGGCCAGCAGGAUCAGGGACGUAAUCAUCCCGCCUGUACUCGGUGCUGGUGCGUCAGCACCUUGAAUCCUAUGUUCAGUUUUGGGCCACUCACUACAAGAAAGACAUUGAGGUUCUGGAGCAUAUCCAGAGGAGGCCAGCGAGGCUGGUGAAGGGGCUGCAAUACAAGUCUUACUGAAGAGUGGCUGAGGGAACUGGGAUUGAUUCGUCUGGAGAAAAGGAGGCUGAGGGGAGACCUCAUUACUCCACACAACUACCUGACCAGAGGUUGUAGUGAGGCAGGUGUUGGUCUCCUCCCAAAUAACUGAUUAUAGAACAAGAGGAUAUGGCCGCUAAUUGCAUCAUGGGAGGUUUAGAUUGGAUAUGAGGAAAAAUUCCUUCACAAAAAGUGUUGUCAGCCUUGGAACAGGCUGCCCAGAGAAGCAGUGAGUCAUCAUUAUAGAGUUGUAGAAUGGUUUGAGUUGGAAGGGACCUUAAAGAUCAUCCAGUUCCAACCUUCCUCUCAUGGGCAGGGACACCUUCAGAUGACAAUCGAUCAGGUUGCUCAAAGCCUCUUACAACCUGGCCUUGAACACCUCCAGGGAUGAGGUAGCUACAACUUUUCUGGGCAUCCUCUUCCAGUGCCUCACCAUCCUCGUAGUAAAAAAUGUCUUCCUGAUAUCUAAUUUAAAUCAACCACCUUUCAGCUUAAAACCCUUACUCCUCAUUCUAUCACUGCACUCCUUCGAGGUAUUUAAAAGCUGUGUAGACAUGAUGCUUAAAGAUAUUUACUGGGGUUGUUUAGCCUUGAGGAGGCUGAGGGGUGACCUUAUUGCUCUCUACAACUUCCUGAAAGGCGGUUGUAGAGAGGAGGGAGCUGGCCUCUUCUCCCAAGUGACAGGGGACAGGACAAGAGGGAAUGGCCUCAAGCUGUGCCAGGGGAGUUCAGGCUGGAUAUCUCAGAACAAAAUUUUUCACAGAAAGGGUCAUUGGGCAGCAGAACAAGCUGCCCAGGGAGGGGGUUGAGUCUCCAUCCCUGGAGGUAUUUAAAAGAUGGGUAGAUGAGGUGCUCAGGGACAUGGUUUAGUGGCAGGUAGGAGUGGUUUGACUCGAUGAUCCAAGAGGUAUUUUCCAACCUAGUGAUUCUAUGAUUCUAUAACAUUGUUUAGUGUUAGGCUUGGCAGUGUUAGGUUAAGGGUCGCACUCUGUGAUCUUAAGUGCCUUUUCCAAUCUAAACGAUUCUGUGAUUCUCUGAUUCAUGCGGUGCUGUUGAGAGAUUUAAAUGUGGCAUGGUGGGGCCCCAGGGGCAUUUGAGGGGGAUCCCCCCACUCAUAUACCCACCUGGACCUCCUCAGUGCAGGGCUUGGUGAGGCAGCUGGUGGUUUGCUCACCAAGGACAAGGGCAGCUUGAAACCAUUCCCAAAACAAGCAGAUGUCAGUGCAGGCCCUCACAGGAAAGCAUCUGUUGCCGUGUCCUUCUUGGGGUCUGUGGUUGUGUGCAGUAUCAAGUCUUUGGAGGCAUGUGCUGUGAAGUCCUUGAGGCAGCUUCAUCAAAGAGGACUACUUCCAGGCUGAAAUCUAUUGGAUGUGUUUUCAGGAAUCACACGCAUUCAAGGACUGAAAUCCGUUGUAUUAACAUCCCUACCAGGCUUUGCAUAUUAGUUUUUAUGUCUGUUUUUUUAAUUUAAAUUUCCUAGAAAGCAGGUGAAAAUAAUGAUAAGGUUUUGUAAUAAAACAUGUCCUGCUUCUCCUCACUUCCACUCUUUAGCUGCCUUUUUGGUGUAAACUCCGACUUCAUUGGGAUUCAAAGGCUGUUACCACUGCUGCACAUCAGAGUCAACACCCAAGAGCUCUUCCGACACCACAUCUCCUUCCUGUGGUGUCUUUGGGAACUUUGGCCUUCAGGGGUUGUAUUUUCUUACAACUUGGAUUGGCAAGGGAUGUGCUGACAUUUGGCAAUCCAGUUGUCACCCUCUUUCCAAAUUCUCUGUGAACUGUGCUCGGUGUGCUGAGCUGGAAAAAAAAAUCUUUUUUGUAAAUGUCAGUGUAUGUAUGUGCAGAAUAUAAGAAGUAUCAGGCAACUGUUGAGAACUUGCUUCUGUGCUGACAAAAGUACAGCUGCUCCAGCAAAUAUGCUCCUUGAAAAGACGUUACCAGCACAGCAAAGUGUGGGAGAUGCUGACAUUGUCAUUCUGAGUCUGAAGACAGUCCCAUCUCUCCUGUGUGACAAGCUGCAGCUUCUGAGCUUGGUUACGAAGAGGAGGAAAUUCUGGUGCUGGCAGAAGCCCAAGUAUCAUUUCUUGACAGUCACCCUGAGCGAUGUGCUUACUGAAGACAAACCGAUAAAACCAGUAAUUGUGGAGUCUGACUUUGCAAAAUAUAUGGGAAAGUUUGAAGAUCUUAUUCAAGGAAGUAUUGCAACUUCAUUUGGAAAGAUCAGCCUGGGAGCUGGAGGAAAGGGCUAUGUGGAAAACCAGUCCUCAUUUGGAAACCUGAAGAAGCAGGAGAUUGACUUGCAGCAGCUUAUGAAAGACGUCAAGGACAGAACAAUAGAUCUAAACAGUGGUUUACUGCAACAAGUAAUAGAAAGAAAACGUGAAGUGCUGUGCAUUUUGAGAGAAAAGAUAAUAACAACUCAGAAGUGUACGAUAUAUGAACGUAUCCAGACAGAAGAAAAAAUCAGUGGUGUGAUGGGAUGCAAUCCAAAAAUAGUAAAGGUUUCAGUGAGUGAAAGUGGAAGUAUGAUGAAGGACUCCAGUGUGAUCCUUGAAAUUCCUCCUGCAACUACUAUUGCCUAUGGUGUAAUUGAACUGUUUAUAAAGCAGAGUGGCCAGUUUGAAUUCUGUCUGCUGGAUGAACAGCAAGGAGGCUUUGAAAAAGAAAGCACAGAAGACUCAGCUUAUCCCCAUUCAGCACUAUUCAGAAACGCCUCAUUUCUCUAUCAGCCAGAUGCUGUUGAUAAUGAAGUGUACUCAGGGGCUAAAAACCUCAUUCCCAGCUACGCUUCUUUAAGUGUAUUGAAACAAGAUCUGUCACGGUUGAAGACUCAAUUCCAGCCCUUUGUGAAGCUGCCGGAGGACAAGCAAAGAGCUUUAUAUAAAACUCUUUGUGAACUCUUGCUCCAUGAAGAAAUGGUAACUGCCCUGGAGGAUGUGUUAGAUGAUAUCUAUGCAGGAGACAAGCCAGAUCUGAAGGAGUUAAACCCUGCUCAACAACAAAGCCUCCUUGACAUCUUGCAACUCUUAGGGUGCAGUUUACCGAGUGAGCUGUUGUUGCAGACAUAUCAGCCUCAGGAUGGAGAACUCUUGUCAGCUGCUCACCUCCUCAUCAGUGCUAUCGCUGAGCUAUCUGAUUACACUCUUGUCCUGCUGCGUGCUUGCUGUGAUCUUCAGGUUGUUCCGGCAUUGUGUUGUUUGCCUAACAUUGCUGCAGCUGAUGGCACCGUGGCGCUGAGCAGUCCUUUGGUAUCUACUCUCACUGACAAAGGAAGAUUUGAUGUUGCGCAAAGGCUGUUUGCUUCAUCAAACAUUAAUUUGGAAAUGACAGAGUCUUCUGUAAAAGCUCAAACUAUGCAACAACCCAGAUUUUUCCCACUAGUCCUUUAUGUUGCAUUGUAUGGGUUUUAUGCUUUAGGUGGGAAUGUAUAGGAGCUUUGCUGAGUGUCCGGUUAUUGCUCUGUCCUGUGCUUUCUUCUGUAGCUCUGCAAUGUAGCAUUGGUGUGUUUGAAGUAGCAGCAGAACCACUCAACUGAGUGCUUCCUGCAGUCCAGCCAGAGGUUAUGGGGGUGAAGGUCGACUCAGCACACCUGGGGUGAACACUCUGCUCUGCUACCAGCUGUCCUACUGCUCUGCAGGCUCACUGAGGUGUGUCUGCAGCAGAAGGUACAUAAAUAAGGGAUGAAGGGGAGGAAGGGAAAAAGACAAGCCUAGAACAGAAAUUGAACAUAGCUGUUCUGGUUGUUGUCAGAUCUGCAGGGCGGUAGAAGGUUGAUUGCUUGCAUUAGUAUGCGGGGGAGAAAGCUGUAAAGUACAAACUGCUUUUUGUAAGCAAGCAAACAAGCAGGCUGUGGAAAUGCAGGAUUCUGCAACGCUGUUGAUGUUUUGCUCAUUUAAGACGAUGUGCAGAAUGCCUUCACUCUGGAGCAAGUGGAAUGAAGGGCUCUCAAAGAGGUACGUGAUUAGGUUUUCAUUUGUUAAGUGUAGUUGGGCUUUAUGGAUGUGAACUGCACCCAGCAGGAACUAAAAAAACCCUCUUUUUCAGAAACUUAAGACCACUGUAGGGAUUUAUGCCUCUUCUCAGCAUUUCUCUGUUUUCUAGUUAAGUUUUUACUCGCCUUAGCAAGUUCAGGUUUAAAUUGUCUUCUGAACUUCCUCUCUGAGGAGCGGGGAUGCCUUUUGCUGUGAGGUGUCCCUGCUGCGCUCCACAUGAAGUGGGAUCAUAUUACUCAUUUGAGUGCACAUGUUUUUAUUGUUUCCUUGACUAAUGGCAAAGUGCUAGUAAAGCACUUUGUGCUUUGAACUGCUUUGCCUUUUUUUAAUUGUAUAUUUUGUAAUCUUGUGGAUGGGACAGAAAUGCAGCAGGGAUCCCUGUAAAUAUGGGCUUAGGAAGAUGGUGCUCCAGGAGGGUGGAAUAUUGGUGCUUUUAGAUAAGACUCUGCAAUGGUUGACAGACAAACAAGCAGGCACUUGUGUGUGGAGGGGGCAUCAGUAGCCAGGACCAGCAGCUUAGCUGGAGGGUGGGAGUCCUGGGUUCCAUUUUCUGCUCUGUUCCCACAUGGACUUCAGCAGGUUGCCUUAGAGGUCUUUAAAAACUCCCAUCAGUUAAGCUUUGCCUGAGGAAGUGGACUUUGCAGAAUAGCACUGUGGUGCCUUGGCAUACACUGAGAGUGCUGGAGAGCCUGGCACGCGGAGCCAUUGGUGUGUGUAUCUUGUCUAUUAAAUGAAGCUGAUGGUACUGCCCGAGCCUUGCACUGGUGUAUAUUGAAAUGUCCUAUGGGAGGGUGGAAGCAUCUUACUCUGCUUCUGGGAAUGAUGCAUGUUUGUAAAUGGGGAAGUCGUCUUUUGCUGAUCACUACUCAAAAGUUGUCUCUGUAACUAACUCACUCAUCAAAACUUCCUAUUAAAAAAAACCAACAGAAAUAACUUAUAACCUCAUGCAUGUGAUUU
Cuculus canorus (common cuckoo) is the source of this 5473-nucleotide messenger RNA. It is a transcript of the gene GSDME, whose product is annotated as gasdermin E. Lineage: Eukaryota; Metazoa; Chordata; Aves; Cuculiformes; Cuculidae. The record is from RefSeq and is a predicted model, not a curated record. Bases 2357 to 3955 code for a protein of 532 amino acids. The transcript has 11 exons. Gene Ontology annotation, cellular component: cytoplasm. Gene Ontology annotation, biological process: programmed cell death.